AUGCCGUUUGGGAUAAAGUCGGCACCGGAAGUGUAUCUACAAACUAUUUCGGAGUGGUUUGGUGACCUUUCGGGUGUUUUGAUUUACUUUGACGACUUUUUGGUCCCCUGCGAAACCACGGAAGAACUUCAUUUCAAUUUACGUCAAGUGCUUGUUUGUUGUCGCCAACACAACCACAAGCUCAAGCUCAAAAAGUGUAAAUUUUUCUUAAAGGAGGUGCUGUGUCUUGGCCACAUCAUCGGCGAGGGCCUGGUCAAAGUUGACCCAUCCAAGGUGGAGGCAAUCGUCAAUAUGCCGGAGCCUAGUGGCAAAGCUGACUUGGUCCGUCUUCUGGGAAUAGCCACGUAUUUGGAAAAAUUUUGCAACAACCUGGCCGGCGUUACUCGUACCCUGCGAGAUUUACUGAAAGAGUCGUCUGCAUGGGUCUGGGAGGAGCCGCAAAGGGCUGCGUUGGCUAAAUUGAAAGAAAUUAUGUCUUCGUUGCCCACCCUGCGCAGGUUUGACUUUGAAGUUCCAGUGUUCACGCAUCUUUUUGCCUCUGCAUGUCCCAACAAGAAGAUUUCUCAAAUUAUGACGUAA
This is a messenger RNA of Daphnia pulex (common water flea), 579 nucleotides long. RefSeq lists its product as uncharacterized. The coding region runs from base 1 to 579 and encodes 192 amino acids. Lineage: Eukaryota; Metazoa; Arthropoda; Branchiopoda; Diplostraca; Daphniidae. The transcript has a single exon. The record is from RefSeq and is a predicted model, not a curated record.